AACAUGAAAAUCCUCGUGGCCUUGGCCGUUUUUUUUCUUGUCUCCACUCAACUAUUUGCUGAAGAAAUUGGAGCCAAUGAUGAUCUGAAUUACUGGUCCGACUGGUCUGAUAGUGACCAGAUCAAGGAGGAGCUGCCGGAGCCCUUCGAGCAUCUUCUGCAGAGAAUCGCCCGGAGACCCAAGCCUCAGCAGUUCUUUGGAUUAAUGGGCAAACGGGAUGCUGAUUCCUCAAUUGAAAAACAGCUGGCCCUGUUAAAGGCUCUUUAUGGACAUGGCCAGAUCUCUCACAAAAGGCAUAAAACAGAUUCCUUUGUUGGACUAAUGGGCAAAAGAGCUUUAAAUUCUGUGGCUUAUGAGAGGAGUGCGAUGCAGAAUUAUGAACGAAGGCGCAAAUAAACUACCCGACAAAUGAUUUAUUUCAGCUUCACUUGUGUUAAUGAGCAAUGAAAGCAAAAUAAGACACGCGCUAGGAGGAAUAAUUAUUUAUUUAAUAACAAUUGUUGUUUUGAGUUGAAGACUCAAAAAAAGUGUUUAUUUUUCAUAUCGUGCCAAUAUGUGUUGUAAACACGUGUUGUAAUUAUAAUAUGGUGACUCCCUCAGAAGUAGAAAUUGAUGGGAAUUUUCACAGCGAAGCACAGUGUUCAGUGAAAUUGUAAAACAAUGAUAGAAGCUCCAAAGAAAGAAUUGCUUUGAAGCAGUCGUAUCAACUACUGCGAAAAGGGAAGGAAAUUCCCGAUGGUCUCAUGCUUGCCUUGGUAUUUUUCAUGGCCAACAUGCUGAAACUUUGGUAUCAAACUAUAUUUGUAUCCCUGAAGCAUGUUUCAUGUAUUGUGACUAUAUAGAGAUGUUUUUAAAAGUUUUAAUGUGACUCGAAGGUCCUCAGUCCAUUGUAUGAUGUGUUGUGAUAGCUAACAUUUUAAAUAAAAGAAAAAAUAUCUUGA
Molecule: messenger RNA, 941 nt
Organism: Otolemur garnettii (small-eared galago)
Lineage: Eukaryota; Metazoa; Chordata; Mammalia; Primates; Galagidae
Gene: TAC1
Product: tachykinin precursor 1
Exons: 6
Coding region: 4-396 (130 amino acids)
Biological process (GO): tachykinin receptor signaling pathway
Source: RefSeq, a predicted model, not a curated record